This is a messenger RNA of Trametes versicolor FP-101664 SS1, 699 nucleotides long. RefSeq lists its product as uncharacterized. The record is from RefSeq and is a predicted model, not a curated record. NCBI's taxonomy places the organism in Eukaryota, Fungi, Basidiomycota, Agaricomycetes, Polyporales, Polyporaceae. The transcript has 4 exons. The annotation marks the transcript as partial.
GGCAGUGGCCACACGCGUAGGCAACUCACUCUUGUUCUCUUACUAUCACUACCACCCAUUCUACCUUCAAAACCCGCAUUCAGCACACCGUCCAGUUCAGUAUUUGUCAAGAAGUACUCAAGGUCAUGGAGUCGCCGCGCUGGGAAACACUGCCGGGAUCUUCAAGCAAGCCGGGCGCAGAUAGCCCGACAAAGACUACCCCGGGAAGGGCGCGUUUCCGGCGCGCACUGGCGGCGGAGCCUUCAGAGAAGUUCGUCGUGUCUGACAGCGAAGAGGAACGGCAGCGACGCGUGAAGGCGAGACGCGCCGUGCUCGCGAAUGUUAAUAUGAAUGAGCUCCCGGUGAUCGAGAUAUCCGACUCGGAAGACGAGGACGAGUCAAGCACGUCCGUGGUCGCACAAAAGGGUGACUCCCAGGUCUCAGCGGGGAAUCCCGACGGCUCUGCUCAACAAACGCCACAGGCUACGCGCAUACGCCUUCUAACACUCCACGCGCGACGCGUCGUUGUCAGCUCUGAUUCUGAGGUUGAGAAUGGUGACGUCAAACAGGGUCGGCCGAGUGAAUAAAUCGUCGAAGCUCGACCGUAUGAACGUAGACGAACGUACGUCGGUGGCUGUCCGUGGCUGCAUUGUGUGGGCGUCUUCGCGCGAGCGAGCGAGGCGUUCGGUAGACACGUGUACGGUAGGCGCCGAGUAUAUU